UCGCUGUGUUUUCCGUUGACAAGGUCGGGUUUGUUUACGUGUAAGAAAUGUAAUAAACUGAAGAGCAUUUGUUAAAAAAAAAAAUGAAAAUUAUUACUUUCAAUAGUGAAAUUAUUGAAAUACUAAAAUGUGCAAAAUUUGUCUUUAUUGCAUAAGCAAGUCUCAGAAAGUGGUUUGGAAGAGAGAGGUUAUGUCCUGGGAAAUUUGCGAAAAUCAAGUAUUCACAGGAUAAAUUGUCUUCGUUUCCUUUUAUCGAUAUUUAUAAUUUAAUAAUACAAUUUAAAAUGAGGCCUGGAGGAAUGUUUGUUAUUCACGAGUUCGGAAAAAGAAUUAGAAGGUUUGUGGAUGGCAAUUACUCUUAUCGAAAGAUCCUUGUGCUCUUGGUCAUUUCUGGAGCAAUUCUUCUUUAUCUUGGACCUCCUUUUGCUCAGUGGCUCUUCUCGAGCAGUGGAAAACCCAUAGAAGCAUUUGAGGAUCACUGUAUGAACGAGAGACUGGCAAGUUUCUACUUCGAUAUCGUGGAUUACAAUGCGAAUGUCCUGCAUGAUCCGCCAGAAGAAACGGAUCAUCAGUAUUUACCUUACAUCGGCAAUGGGAUCUACGGCAUUCCCGUUCUGCCGGAGGCUUGGCUCUACAUAAAGCACGGCAGAACCUUAUCUUUGCCGGUAAAAUGGCAGCCCUUGAUCUCGCCCGCUUUGCCGGAAGGAAGUUCGUAUCGUGAAGCGACAGUGACACAUUAUACGACGGGAAUCGUCUACAAAUAUCAGUGCCUUCGAGAUGGUUAUUACAUAGUCUCUCAGUAUUAUGCACACAGAAGCUUCGAUGGAAUCCUUGUCCAGGAUGUAAAAGUCGCGAAUCCUUCCGCACUCUCUCAGGAAGUCACCUUGAAGUCGCAAACUUCGGCUCACUGGAGUGACUCUCACACCGAACCCCUCAAGAUUCAAAUUGAUGGAACGAUUCACGAGUUCAGCUUGACUUCAGGAUACGUACAAUUGCCUGAGUCGAACAAAGUUAUUGUGGUAUCAGUAGUUUACAAAGUACCACCGAAAGUUAUUCAAGUGAAAGCGAGAAGUUCCUCCAGAUAUGAAUUCUUGUCCAGUAUUCGUUACAGUGAAGCUGUAACUUCUGAACAGUAUCACGUUGAACGCGACACAACCCAGAAAAAGGCGAUAGAUGCAAUGAAAAAGGCUUUGGUACGUCAGCAGCGAGGGUUAAAAACCGAUCACGUGAAUCUUUGGCAGAGUUACUGGUAUACAGGAUUCAGAAUUAGCGAAUCCAAAGCAAAAGAAGCAAUUAACGGGCAUAAAAUCAAUUCUACGAUGUAUUAUGUUCUGUCACAAGUGCCGAGGGGUACUUCUGAUGUGGAGAAAAUUGUGACAAAAAAUGAGGGCUGCUACAGAGGACACCACACCUUAGACGCACCAAGAUUAUGGAAAGAAACGUCCACAAUAGAGGCCGUUAACGAAAUAGUUCAUGCGUGGUUAAUAACUUUAGAAAAACAAGGCUGCCAUCAUCUUACAACCGGAAAUCCGUCGGCAGUGCAACAAGCGAUUGUUCUGAGCCUUGGAGGAUUGCGAUUCAGCAAUCAGCAUCUCGAAUUCAACAUUGAUCCCCAGUAUCUUCAUCGAGAUUAUUUAUUCAGACGAAUAAGUUAUGGAAAUGUAACACACCUCAAUAUUUCUGUGACUGUUAAUGAGGACAAUAGGGCUGUUUUGGGAGUCGCUUUGGAUCGCAGCGAUAGCGUUUAUUUUGCCUGUGACGCUGGAUGUCUCGAUUCCCCGGUUCCAUUGAGCCAAUCCUUCACUAGUUUCCCGGUGAAGUUGACAAAACCUUUGACUGCUAUUCUUUAUAUUACAUCGGAUCAUCAGCAUAUGCAAGACCUUCGAAAUGCUCUCCAUGUUCACACAAUUGACGAAGCACCUGCUCAUGACCAUCAUGUAAUGGCUUUACACAAACACGGCCAUCAAUUAGGAGGUUUACCCACGUUUUUCUGGGUAACAAUAGGCUUCCUGAUACUCGUGUUUCAUCUCUUCCUCUGUAAAUUAAUGAUCAGUGAGUACCGAGGUCAUCAGGAUCGACACAAAGUGCGCUAUAACAAACCUUAAUUCGCAAAAACUGUAAAUAUUCGUCCUGUUAACAAUAAGAUGUAAAUAUGUAUUUUUACAAACAAGAAUCAAGUGCGAUUAUUGUCGCAAUACUGGAUUUGUAAUUUAUUUGCAAUCAAAUCCACGAGCUUUGUUUUCCCGACAACAUUUAUUAUAGAGUAUAUUAAAGUCAUAAUAAAUAUUAUUUAAGGACAUACAA
Molecule: messenger RNA, 2304 nt
Organism: Belonocnema kinseyi
Lineage: Eukaryota; Metazoa; Arthropoda; Insecta; Hymenoptera; Cynipidae
Exons: 7
Coding region: 285-2105 (606 amino acids)
Source: RefSeq, a predicted model, not a curated record